This is a messenger RNA of Anguilla anguilla (European eel), 681 nucleotides long. RefSeq names its product inner mitochondrial membrane peptidase subunit 1 (gene immp1l). NCBI's taxonomy places the organism in Eukaryota, Metazoa, Chordata, Actinopteri, Anguilliformes, Anguillidae. Gene Ontology annotation, cellular component: membrane; mitochondrial inner membrane peptidase complex. Gene Ontology annotation, molecular function: serine-type endopeptidase activity. Bases 108 to 605 code for a protein of 165 amino acids. The record is from RefSeq and is a predicted model, not a curated record. The transcript is spliced from 6 exons.
UGUUUACAUUAGUGUACCCCGGUAUGUGUGUAGCAGACGCAAGCCUGUUACUGUAGAAGGCACGUUCAGUUGAAUACAUUUUUAUCGAAGAUAUAAAAGGCCCUGACAUGUUCCGGCGUGCAGCGGGGAAGACCCUGGGGUUCGUGGGCUUCGCCAUCCAGUACGGCUGCGUGGCGCACUGCGCCUUCGAGUACAUCGGGGAGCUAGUGGCGUGUUCCGGGCCCUCGAUGGAACCCACCAUCACCAGCCGUGACGUGGUGUUCUCCGAACGACUCAGCCGCCAUUUCUACAGGAUCGAAAAGGGGGAUAUCGUAAUUGCAAAAAGUCCCUUUGAUCCAAAGAUGAAUGUCUGCAAAAGAGUAAUUGGAUUAGAGGGAGACAAAGUCUGCACCAGCGGUCCGUCGGAUGUCUUCAAAACCCACACUUACGUUCCGAAAGGGCACGUAUGGCUGGAGGGAGACAACCUCAGGAACUCCACGGACUCCAGGAGCUACGGCCCAGUUCCUUACGCCCUCAUUCGGGGAAGAGUUUGCUUAAAGUUGUGGCCUCCACAUGAUUUUGGCGCUUUGAACAAAAGUCCAAAUGGAAGAAUUGUAAAAAGCUGACCGUUCUUUUGUUCUGUAAAUAAAUACACAAGAUUUUGUAAUGAACGUUUUUAAAUAAAUGCUUAUUUAUACUUAA